Ixodes scapularis (black-legged tick) is the source of this 2652-nucleotide messenger RNA. RefSeq names its product lysine-specific histone demethylase 1A. Gene Ontology annotation, biological process: regulation of DNA-templated transcription. The record is from RefSeq and is a predicted model, not a curated record. Gene Ontology annotation, molecular function: oxidoreductase activity; flavin adenine dinucleotide binding; protein binding. Lineage: Eukaryota; Metazoa; Arthropoda; Arachnida; Ixodida; Ixodidae. The transcript has a single exon. Bases 253 to 2571 code for a protein of 772 amino acids. Gene Ontology annotation, cellular component: nucleus.
UUUUUUUCGCGAUUCACUGACGCGUCUACUCUUCCCUACUCCUCUCCUAACGGGAAACUGCGCAAGCUUGGUGGGAAAUUCCUAAAACAAAAAAGAAAAAAGGAGUAGCUUGCAUCACUGUGGCUCGCUUCGAUUCAGGAGGAGCGUGGUGUGUUGUCCGAAGUUGUUCGCGGCGCGUGGUGCGGACUCGCUGCAAAAGUGCCGCGGACGCGUAGCGAGUAACACCGAACCGAACGCAGCGAAGAAAAGACGAUGAACCCGUCGUGGAGCAGAUCAGCCGAGGAACGCAGACAAAGCGCGCAUGCGAUUGUCAAUGAAGCGGCAGCUGCCACAAAGAACAUGACUCCGGCGGAGCGGGCCACAGAACAAGCGCGCCGCAAAACGCGCAAGAAGCGCCGGAAACCAGACGUCAAGCUGGACGGCGAGAAAUCGGAAAGCACUCCCGAGCUCCAAGACACCGACGAGCAACAGCAGCAGCCUCCACCGCAACAGGCGACCCGUCCCGUUGGAGACGCCGAAGUGGAUGACAUCGACAGCGACCAAGAAGACCUCAGUGGCCUGGAGGGCGCGGCGUUCCAGAGUCGUCUGCCGUUCGACAAGAUGACGGCCCAGGAAGCGGCCUGUUUUCCCGACAUUGUGCAGGGACCGCCCCAGACCCAAAAGAUCUUUCUCCACGUCCGCAACAGGCUUCUUCAACUCUGGCUGGAGAACCCGAAGCAACAGUUGGUCUUCGAGAAUGCGCUGCCGCAGAUGGAACCGCCGUACAACAGCGACGUCCCGCUGGUGCUUCGCAUCCAUUCCUACCUGGAACGGCAGGGGCUGAUAAACUUCGGCGUGUACGAGCGUCUCAAGCCGCCUCCACUCAAGAAGCACGGCAAGGUCAUCGUCAUCGGGGCGGGCAUAUCUGGACUGGCCGCCGCGCAACAGCUCCAGCAGUUCGGCAUGGAGGUUUUGGUCCUCGAGGCCCGAGACAGGGUGGGAGGCCGGAUCGCCACUUUCCGGAAGAGCAGCUACGUUGCUGACCUGGGCGCCAUGGUGGUUACGGGACUCGGUGGGAACCCCAUCACCGUCCUCAGCAAGCAGAUUAAAAUGGAGCUACACAAGAUCAAGCAGAAGUGUCCACUGUUUGAGUCCAACGGAAGCACCGUGCCCAAGGACAAAGACGAGAUGGUCGAACGCGAGUUCAACCGGCUUCUGGAAGCCACAUCAUACCUGUCUCAUCAUCUGGACUUCAACUACGUCCAGAACAAGCCAGUGUCACUGGGCCAGGCCCUGGAGUGGGUCAUCAAGCUCCAGGAGAAGAGUGUCAAGGAAAGGCAGAUACAGCACUGGAAGGCCAUCCUGGACUUGCAGGAGAAGCUCAAGGACAACCACACCAAAAUGGUGCAGAUGAAAGAGCGCAUCGAGGAACUCAAUCGCAUCCACAAGGAGUCCACAGACCUCAAGCAGCGGGACGUCACCCAAGAGUUUGUCCACAGGAGCCGGAUGCACGACCUGACCCUGCUCUGUCGGGACUGGGAUCUCCUGCUUGACCAGCAGCGCGAGAUCGAAGACAAGCUGCAAGAGCUCGAAGCUUCCCCACCCAGCGACGUCUACCUGUCCUCGCGCGACCGUCAGGUCCUGGACUGGCACUUUGCAAACCUCGAGUUUGCGAACGCGACCCCCCUCAACAACCUCUCUCUCAAGCAUUGGGACCAAGACGACGACUUCGAGUUCACGGGCAGCCACCUGACCGUGCGGAACGGCUAUUCCUGCGUACCGGUAUCGCUGGCAGACGGUCUCGACAUCCGCCUCAACACGGCUGUCAAGCAGGUAUAUCUGUCAGGCACGGGGGUUGAAGUGACCACCACGAACACCAGGACGAACUCGGGUCUGGCAACAUUCAAGGCAGACGCAGUUCUCUGCACACUCCCGCUGGGGGUCCUCAAGCAGUCCGUCCUCAACAAUCCCAACCUUCCCAACACGGUCCAGUUCGUGCCGCCGCUUCCUGAGUGGAAGGGAGCAGCUAUUUCGCGCCUCGGGUUCGGGAACCUGAACAAGGUGGUUCUCUGCUUUGAUCGCAUCUUCUGGGACCCCAACUCCAACCUCUUUGGGCACGUGGGCAGCACUACGGGAAGCCGUGGCGAGCUCUUCCUCUUCUGGAACUUGUACCGAGCGCCCGUACUGUUGGCACUUGUGGCGGGAGAGGCAGCCACCAUCAUGGAGAACGUGAGCGACGACGUCAUCAUCGGACGCUGCAUUGCGGUGCUCAAGGGCAUCUUCGGCAACCAUGCAGUCUCGCAGCCAAAGGAGACAGUCGUGACCAGAUGGCGCGCUGACCCGUGGUCCAGGGGUUCAUACUCCUUCGUUGCGACGGGUUCCUCGGGGAAUGACUACGACAUCCUUGCAGCUCCCGUGACACCGACGUCCAAUCAUGUCACCCCGACUCCACCGAGACUGUUCUUUGCCGGGGAGCACACAAUACGAAACUACCCGGCGACCGUCCACGGAGCACUGCUGAGUGGACUUCGCGAAGCGGGGCGGAUUGCGGAUCAAUUUCUGGGUUGCCCUUACGCACCCAGUGGCACUUGACGACUACCACUUUUUCGGGCUUCGGUGGCUACGAGAACUUCGUAAUUUGCAUUCAUAAUAAAAAUAAUCAUUCAUAGUCUA